Polychytrium aggregatum is the source of this 1440-nucleotide messenger RNA. RefSeq names its product VIT family-domain-containing protein. Gene Ontology annotation, biological process: intracellular manganese ion homeostasis. Lineage: Eukaryota; Fungi; Chytridiomycota; Chytridiomycetes; Polychytriales. Gene Ontology annotation, cellular component: membrane. The record is from RefSeq and is a predicted model, not a curated record. The transcript is spliced from 5 exons. Bases 64 to 996 code for a protein of 310 amino acids. Gene Ontology annotation, molecular function: manganese ion transmembrane transporter activity; iron ion transmembrane transporter activity.
AUUCGAUCUGCGCUUUUUCUCUUGCCCUCCCCACUCGCAAAGCGGCUCCCUGGUUCCUGCGACAUGCCCAUCCCCCAUAAAACCCCCGUCCGCCGCGGCAUCGCCGGGUUCUUGUCCUUCUACUUCGACAGCAGCUCGCCCUCAGCCAUGUCCCCGUCGUUGUUUGGCAGCCAGCAGCAGUUUCUCCCGCUCAAGUCGAGCGUCGACGACAAAGACGACCAGGUCGUAUUCCUCGAGGCAGACGACGAUCGCAGCGACAAGCCCGAGUUUGGCCAUGAGCACUACUCCCAGCGUGGUCCGUGGCUCCGGGCGGCUCUCUUGGGCGCCAACGACGGCCUCAUCUCGACAGCCUCCCUUAUCAUGGGCGCUGCCGGAGCCGAUAGCACACGCAACGUCAUCUUGCUGACCGGCCUGGCUGGUCUCGUUGCCGGCGCCCUCUCGAUGGCAUGUGGCGAGUUUGUGUCGAUUGCGGGUCAACGCGACGCUGAAGUAGCCGAUAUGCGACGAGAGAAGGCCGAAUUCCUCAAGGGCGAAGAGUAUGCCCAACGGGAGCUUGAGGAGCUUGCAGGAAUCUACGAAGCACGAGGCUUGUCCUCGCGGCUGGCCAUGGAGGUCGCCAAGGAGCUCCACGAGAAGAACGACCUCGAUGGAAUCGUCAAAAUCCACAUGCGAGACGAGCUCGCCAUCGACACCGACGAUCUGUCCAACCCCUGGCUGGCGGCGAUUGUCUCGGCGCUUUCCUUCUCGAUGGGUGCUCUGCUACCGCUCCUUGGCGCCUUGAUUGCACAAGACCCCAAGACCCGAAUCGUCUAUGUCGUCGCCAUUGCCACCAUCAGCCUCGGCGCGUUCGGCAUGAUUGGUGCCAAGGUUGGCGGUGCCCCGCAGCUUCCCGCUGCCAUCCGAGUUAUGAUCGGUGGUUUGAUUGCAAUGAUCGGCACCUAUGGUAUCGGUGUGGUCUUCACCACCGUCAACGGCAACGAUGUCGCAGCUUCAUAACGACGACCCGUCCGACGGCUCGACGCCACAUAGCCCCUAAUCAGCCUGCCCUGUAGCCAUCCCUCUCCUCCCCAUCCAUUCUCCCACCACUGUGCCUUCUCCCUUGCCCUUCGCCUCUGGCCACACAUACGAUCCGCUUGCCCGAGGCUCGAGCUCUGUCGCCGCCCCGCCCGCUCGAUGAUUCCCCCACCCCCACUCGCCCCAUAGAUGGCAUCAACCACCAAGUGUGUGCCGCCAGAUCGUCGCUUGCUUGUCUUGCCUGCAUUACCAGUCUGUCUCUCCUGCUUUGGCGUCCAAACAAGUCUGCCCUCAAGCCUCGUGUCUGUUGUCUUUGUCUGCCAUGUUGCGGAUUUGCACUUCCUGGCCCCCCCCCCAUGUGCCCAUAGUUCAAAUUUUUGAUUUUGAUACAGCAUUUUGCAAUAUAGCCCCAUUUACGAAAGCCAA